Messenger RNA from Dibothriocephalus latus, 1092 nucleotides. Lineage: Eukaryota; Metazoa; Platyhelminthes; Cestoda; Diphyllobothriidea; Diphyllobothriidae. The record is from the annotation of a GenBank genome assembly.
AUGCUCCACAAUCACGACAAAUACCUUGGAUGGAUAUUUGAAAAACAACCUAAUCUAGAUAUCGACGGUUUGAGUGAAUCAACAAACGCCGCUGCUGAUCUUUCGCACCAGUUCCUGCAAAUUAUGCAUCCCAUGCGCUUUUCCUCCUUUCAUGAGCUGCAGGCUAAAAUGGAGGAGUUUCAAAAGUAUACGGGCAGCCUCUACGUCAUGCGGAGCACCAAGCGCUUUCCUGACGACCACCCCGAGAGAAAAACCUUGGUCUAUCGGUCACUUGUCUUUGAAUGCUAUCAUUAUGGAACUCGUAAAAGUUUGGCAAAACUCCGCCCAAACCAGCGGACAGCUAAGAUUGGUUGUCGUUCGAGAAUCAGUAUUUACUGCAAGGACCACGAACUCACGGUCAUGCGCUACGAAGUGCGACACAACCACGAAGUUACCCAGCAAUCAGCUCGCCUAUAUCCAAAGAACCGACGUCUGGAUAAGAGUCAAGAGCUGGCCGUUAGGGAAUUGAUGAAGUCUCAUCCUGAAAAUCACGUCAUCAAAGACUACAUUGAAGACAACUUCAACAUGUCAGUGACCCUGUAUGAUGUAAAAAACCUAAAACGGAGGUUCAAGACGCACCCCGAACCGCCUACUGAACUUACCCAGGAGGACAUGUUUUUGCAUAUUAAUCCCCAACUGCAACAACUGGAGCAGCUGGCUAUGUCAUCCAACAGUGAUCGGUUCUGGGGCCGCAUUGAUGACAUCGCAGCACUCGCAAGCAGAUGGCGUAAUGAAGACAAUGGACUUACCGGCGUCAUAGUUUCGUCGCCGGAUCACUGUCCAGAAGUGGCCGCCUUCGAAUGUGCUGAAGUGGACUCCUCUAGUUUACUGAAUUCUGAUGAAGAGACCACGUCUACCAGCGCCUACUUUAAUAACCAAAGUGGGUCAGAUGCGUAUGUUGUGGGACAGGCCAUUAACCGUAGAAUGGCGCAGGUUGACACUGUUACCCACUGUCAUAGGCAUGAUCGCCUUCCAAAAGUUUUAAAAUACGAAACAACAGAUUUUAAAAAUCUGCAUGGUACAUGGGCCCUGUGUGAAGAGGACCACCGGUGA